Messenger RNA from Yamadazyma tenuis ATCC 10573, 2223 nucleotides. RefSeq lists its product as uncharacterized. Gene Ontology annotation, cellular component: endoplasmic reticulum. The record is from RefSeq and is a predicted model, not a curated record. Lineage: Eukaryota; Fungi; Ascomycota; Pichiomycetes; Serinales; Debaryomycetaceae. Gene Ontology annotation, biological process: protein transport to vacuole involved in ubiquitin-dependent protein catabolic process via the multivesicular body sorting pathway. Gene Ontology annotation, molecular function: protein binding.
GCUGAACUCAGUGUCUAAAAAUCUCAAUUGUUUUACACCUUACCCCACGAACAAAAACCCGUAUUGACUAACUUCAUCAUGUCAGAUGCAAGUACUCCAACGACUCUCUUGGUUGUGUUUUUGGUAUGUUCGUUCUGUGCACUUUUGAUAGCAGUUAUUGUUAUAUACAAGUGUGCUGGUGCUGAUUCAACCAGAGGAUACGUUAGAGUCGGCAAUAUCAUUGUUGAUAACACUAACUUACCCACAGAGUUCUUGAAUGACGAAGAGGCAUUGGUAGGAUUGUCCGAAGAGUAUGAUUUCAAAAGACUUUCACCUGAAGAACAGUCUUCUUUCCUUAGAGGAGAGCAGUUUACACGAGAUAAUCCACCUGAAUUUCAUAACACUAGAGGAAGAUCGAUCUCAAGAGAGGAUGAGAUCAUAAUCAAGGAGAGAGGUGUAAAUGCAUUUGAAUUUGAACAAGAUGCUGAUAGUUUACAACCUCGAUACAUUGUUGAAGAUAAAACCGAGAUCAACUUUCUUGAUAACAACUCCCCGUACUCCACUGCCACAAGUGUAUUGAAUUACAGCUUGCCUGUAAAAAACAGAUCCUUCUCCGAUUGCAUAUACUUUGAAACCAAAGUGUUUGAAUACUCCAACGCUGGUAAUCCUAAUGCACAUUUUUCCAUAGGUCUCGUGACGAAACCAUAUCCAGCAGGUUUUAGAUUACCGGGUUACAACAAUUUUUCCAUAGCGUACGAAAGUACAGGUAACUUGAAGAUAAAUAAGCCGUUCCCUACCCCUCUACAGCAACAUUGGGGAGAACAGAGCUUUUAUAAUGCAUUGGUACUUCCUCCAUUAUUACAGAGUGAUAUUGUUGGAUUUGGCUACCACGUCUUGACUGGAACCGUCUUCAUAACCCGAAACGGGAAAAAGUUGAUGGACGUAAUGAAAGGUUUGUUUGUGGAUAUGUACCCAGCAAUCGGAUGUUUUCUGACUAAUGCCAAGUUCCAGGUGAAUUUGGGGCAAUUAGGAUUUGUUUGGAUCGAAGCCAACGUCAAGAAAUACGGAUUCAUUUCUACUAGUGACUACAAAAGAAUCAGAGGAGAUAGAGGACUUGCAUCAUUACCUCAGUAUGGGACCUCGUCAAGCCUAAGAGGAGAUCAACUCUUGGACAAGGGUGAUGAGCUUCCUCCAAAAUAUCCUGAAGAUGAACUCGAUUUCUUUGGUCGGUCUCGUAAUCUCAUUGCUUCAUCUUCCAAACAUGGAAAUAUUAACGAUUUUGAUGAGAAGGAUGAUGCUGAAUGCAAGUCCAAGAUCACGCAUGAGCCUGAGGAAAUCAUGGAUUUGAGAGAGAGAUUGUAUGAGCAGAAUAUAACAUUUGAAUCAGAUUCCAGCCAACAGUCUGACGCAGAAAGGUCUCCUCUUUUAGAGACUUCCCCUUUGUUAGCCAAGUCUCCUAACUACGGCAGCAGCAAAGAAAACCUGAAAUCUUCCGAAGAUAUAAGCUCAUCGCGAGUGUUGAACUCGUCCUGGGAAGGUACCCCCACAGGCAUAGCAUCAUCACAGGAGAUAGCCAACCCACAACUAGAAGGAAGUUCGCAUAGUCAUACCCAAAAUAGAAGUAACAAUGUGAAGAACAAAAAGAAGAAAAAGCUGAAAAAGUCACACCGGAAGUAGUGAAGGGUGAUAUAUUAACCAAUAGUAAUAAUAUAAUUUAUACAUGCUACACUAAUUAUACAAGGGGUAUUAUUCCUUUAGAGUCAAGAGGAUUCUUCUCUUAUUUCUUUGCUCUUAGAACCCAGUAUCGAUUUUUCUGGGUCUACCUCUUGGUCUCUUCAUUUGAUUUGGCACGGGAUUGGUAACUGACUUUUUUCGUUUGUGUUUCAUACCUCCAAUUCUAACACCUUUGACCGUAAUUCCUGUUUCUUCCACAGCGAAUUUUCGGGGUCUGCCACGCUUAUCCUUCUUUUGCAAAAGCUUCGAAGCUUCCGAGGCAUCAUACUCUCUCAAAAGGUAAGCCGAUUGCAGCUUAUCUACAUAACUGGAAAGCACUGGUCCGUCUUCACGUUUCAUUUGCGUCCUCAACGCCUUAUAGUUGGGAUGCGAUGAGUCGAUGUAGCUGUUUAAAGUAGGAUCGAGGAUUAAAAGCUUUGGACGACCUCUCUUUCUCUUUUCCGCAGGAACAGGUGGUGGGUUAUCAAACUGAUGGAAGGUGGGGUUUGUUGCUUCAAGACUUUGGUUCUU